AUGGCCAAGAUAGCCAAAUGCAGCGAGCGUUCUGUUACUAACAUCCGAAAGAACAUGCGGUUAUUCGGCAGUGCCAGGUCUCCCCCAAUUGCUCCCGGCCGCCCAUCGAGUAUCACAAAAGUAAUGGUAGAUGCCCUGUUUGACCACCUCACGGAAAAACCCGACCUCUAUGUUGAGGAGAUGGCUAUCUUCCUAUUCGACGAGUUCAACUUGAUACCUUCGAUAUCCAGCAGUAAUCGAGCUCUAUACCGGGCUGGGUGGUCGAAAAAGAAAGCGCAGCAGAGAGAAAGCGAACGAAAUCCACAGUUACGAGAUUUUUACCAGCACAAACUGUCAAAGUUGCGUUCGUUUCAUCUAGUUUUCGUUGAUGAGUCUGGGUGCGAUAAACGGGUGGGCUAUAGGCGGACGGGUUGGUCUCCACUGGGCGUGACACCAAUCCAGGUAUCCAAAUUCCAUCGGGGCUAA
Penicillium psychrosexuale is the source of this 465-nucleotide messenger RNA. RefSeq lists its product as uncharacterized. The record is from RefSeq and is a predicted model, not a curated record. Lineage: Eukaryota; Fungi; Ascomycota; Eurotiomycetes; Eurotiales; Aspergillaceae. The transcript has a single exon. The coding region runs from base 1 to 465 and encodes 154 amino acids.